CUUAAACGGUGCGGUUCCGCAAAAGCGAUACAAGAAAUCAAAAGGUUUUCUUUUUCACCUUUUCUUCAUUCGCUCUUUUCUUUUUGCCAUGAAUCAUUCGACCGGUUAUUCUACCGGAUUCACAGCACCUGAUAGACCGGAUUCGUCCAAUAUACCAUUUCACAGUACGGACAAUCUCACCACCAACGCCUCCAUGCCUGAUCGUAUGCCUUCUUCACCCCGCUACGGUGGCAGGGAAAUGCCGACACCGAUACCAUCCACACCAGGAGCUCCUCCUGCUGUUCCUGAUCAUGGCAGCUUUUCCAUGCCGGUUGGAGCUGCGGCUGAAAAACUCAACGAUCAUACAACGGAAUACGGAGCCCGAUUGGGCGAUCAUGAACUGCAUAAUAGAGGUGCCAGUACCACGGACCAUCUCAUGGGUCCAUCCAACGGUUAUGGAUCGUCGCCACGACCUGACGGAUUUGCACGAUUGGGAUCUACACCACCACCUACGGGUUACGGCUAUCCUCCACAAGGGUAUCCACCACCUUCUUCUCACGCCAACUUUGCUCCAGCUCCGCCUGGAACUUAUCCUCCUCCUCCGCCUGGCACAUACAACCCUUAUCUAUAUCCACCACCACAAGCGCCCCAGCCUUACGGCCAUCAACGAAAUUUCUUUAUGCGUAUGUUGCUGGGGCCGGUGACUAGACCGUGGUUCAGCUGGCUCACCGCUUUAGCCAUGUUGGCAUUAUUGAUUAUUGAGUUUGUCCAAAAUCACCAACUCACAGGCAGUGUCAUUCAAACCACUCCCGUAUGGAACCCUAUGAUCGGUCCCACCAGUAAUGUAUUGAUUCAUCUUGGUGCUCGUUAUGUUCCAUGCAUGCGACCAUUGCCGGACGUGAACACUGAUACACAGUACGCUUAUUGUUAUCGCAACCUGCAAGAUACCUGUUCUUUGGAAGAAUUAUGCGGGUUUGGUGGAUUUGAUGGAACCGGCGUGCCCAAUCAGUCAUUUCGAUUUAUUCUCCCUAUUUUCUUGCAUGCCGGUAUUCUCCAUUUUCUUAUGAAUAUGUUGACCCACUUGCGAUUGGGUUCGGACCUCGAACGAGCCCUCGGUUACCCGCGAUACAUUAUUCUGUAUAUGGCAGCAGGCAUUUGGGGGUUUGUUCUUAGUGCUAUGUUCUCACCCCGUCAGAGCGCAUCUAUGGGUUGUUCCGGUGCUCUGUUUGGGCUGAUAGGUUAUAUGCUUAUUGACGUGCUUAUCAAUUGGAAAGUGAUUCCUCACCCAUGGCGAGACUUGAUGAGUUUAUUAAUAUCUACCAUCAUUUCGUUGGUGCUUGGAUUGCUGCCUGGUCUUGAUAAUUUUGCUCACAUCGGCGGGUUCGCUGUGGGCAUUCUUAUGGGUAUCCUUAUUGCUCCCAUGAGACCAAUGAGCUCCAAACCCUUCAAGAUGGCGACAUGGGCUGCCCGUAUCGUUGCUCUGGUGUUGCUCAUUGUUAUGUUUACAGUCACCAUCAAACAAUUUUAUUCUUCCAGAGAUCCCAGUGAGAUCUGUCCCAAUUGUAAAUAUUUAUCAUGUUUACCUGUCAAUAACUGGUGCGACACACAAACACAAUAAAACUAGAGAAAGAAACUUCGCAUGGCUGUGCAUGCGAUAAAAUAUAU
Molecule: messenger RNA, 1644 nt
Organism: Radiomyces spectabilis
Lineage: Eukaryota; Fungi; Mucoromycota; Mucoromycetes; Mucorales; Radiomycetaceae
Product: rhomboid family-domain-containing protein
Exons: 5
Coding region: 89-1597 (502 amino acids)
Biological process (GO): proteolysis
Cellular component (GO): membrane
Molecular function (GO): serine-type endopeptidase activity
Source: RefSeq, a predicted model, not a curated record